ACUGCGCGUGAUGCCGUGAUUGCCAUUCCCGCAGAGGUCAUGGAGGAGGGCAGCGGUGUAGGGAUGGCGCGGGCGCUUGCUAGACAUGCUCCCACGGUAAUUCUAAGGCCUGCACUUGGUGCGACAAAGGCAUUGAGCAAUGCAUUACUGGGCGUUGGUAAUGCGCUUGAUGAGGGCUCAAGGCGUAAGAUUGAAGACAAAUAUAAGUCCUACUAGCCGGCCAAAUGUCGUUGCAUGCCGGUAUCAGCGUCUGGCCUAGAACUUCCGGCCAAGCGUAUUUGCAUCACAUACACUCAUACACACCUAGUCUAAGUCUGUUUAUCGGGUUUAUUCCUUUUGAUUUGCUCUAUGUUCAUCUUUGCUUCCUAGAUUGCUUGCAUAGCGAUGGUGCGGUCUCGGUUGAAUGGCGUCGCAUCUCCACUCCUUCGUUUGCGUUCUUGAUUUUUCUCUUGGCAUUAGCUGUGGCGUUUUUGUGCAUUGGGCGUAAGAUACCCAGAUUGACGGACGCGAUGUGAAGCGUGUUAUAGCAUUAGAUUGUAGUUGAACUUCACU
Messenger RNA from Cucurbitaria berberidis CBS 394.84, 552 nucleotides. RefSeq lists its product as uncharacterized. The record is from RefSeq and is a predicted model, not a curated record. The transcript is spliced from 2 exons. Lineage: Eukaryota; Fungi; Ascomycota; Dothideomycetes; Pleosporales; Cucurbitariaceae. Bases 225 to 515 code for a protein of 96 amino acids.